Molecule: messenger RNA, 1416 nt
Organism: Sclerotinia sclerotiorum 1980 UF-70
Lineage: Eukaryota; Fungi; Ascomycota; Leotiomycetes; Helotiales; Sclerotiniaceae
Exons: 7
Coding region: 1-1416 (471 amino acids)
Cellular component (GO): cytosol; nucleus
Molecular function (GO): protein binding; protein serine/threonine phosphatase activity
Source: RefSeq, a predicted model, not a curated record
AUGACCUCCCGGGAGGAAGAGGCCGUUGCCUUGAAGAAUGAAGGAAACAAAGCUUUUGCUGCUCACGACUGGCCCAAAGCUAUCGAAUUAUAUACCAAGGCUAUAGAACUUGACGACCAAAAGCCUACAUACUAUUCAAACAGAGCUCAGGCAAACAUCAAAUCAGAGGCAUAUGGAUACGCGAUAGCUGAUGCCACGAAAGCCAUUGAACUUGAUCCGAAUUUUGUGAAGGCAUACUAUCGUCGAGCCGUUGCAUAUACCGCGAUCCUAAAAUCCAAAGAAGCUCUUAGAGAUUUCAAGACUGUUGUCAAGAAGGCACCAAAUGAUAAGGAUGCGAAGCUUAAGUUGGCAGAAUGUGAGAAGAUUGUCAAAAGGAUCGAGUUCUUCCGAGCUAUCGAGGUCGGAGAUCCACCAUCUGCAUCAGAAGGGCUCAACCUCGAUGAUAUGAUUGUGAAGGAUUACGAUGGUGUACAGUUGGGCAACGAAAUGACAACCGAGUUCAUCAAUGAUAUGCUGGAACGUUUCAAGAACGGCAAGAAAAUACAUCAGAAAUAUGUUUAUCAAAUUGUUAUGGCGGUACAAAAGAUUGUAUAUGAUGAACCAACGAUGGUGGAAAUGGAGAUUGAGAGUGACGCUCAGUUGACUGUUUGUGGAGAUACACAUGGUCAAUUUUUCGAUCUUAUGGAACUUUUCCGACUUAAUGGUCUACCCACAGAGAAGCAUUAUUACUUAUUCAAUGGUGAUUUUGUUGAUAGAGGUUCUUGGUCGACCGAGAUUGCGCUCCUUUUGUAUGCCUACAAAUGGUUACGCCCAUCAGCAUUCUUCAUCAACAGAGGAAAUCAUGAGACUGAUGAUAUGAACCGUGUUUAUGGUUUUGAGGGUGAAUGCAAGGCGAAAUAUAAUGAACGUACUUUCAAGCUAUUUUCGGAAAGUUUCUCGGCCCUGCCUUUAGCAACUCUCAUUGGCAAAAAAUAUCUUGUACUUCAUGGAGGUUUAUUCUCUGAUGAUAAGAUCACAUUAGACGACAUUCGAGCUUUGAACAGACAUAAUCAACGCCAACCAGGUCAGGCAGGAUUGAUGAUGGAGAUGUUAUGGACUGAUCCACAAAAAGAGCCUGGUCGUGGUCCUAGUAAACGUGGUGUGGGCAUGCAAUUUGGACCAGAUAUUACCAGAAGGUUUUGCGAAAACAAUGGAUUGGAAGCUAUUAUUCGUAGUCACGAAGUCCGAAUGGAAGGUUAUGAGGAGGAACAUGAUGGAAAAUGUAUUACUGUCUUCUCAGCACCUAGGUAUUGCGACAGUACAGAGAACAAGGGAGCUUAUAUCAAUAUUGGACCCGAUUAUAAAUUGGAUUUCCACAAGUUUGAUGCAGUACCUCAUCCUAACAUUAAGCCUAUGGCAAAUAAUAGCUCCAAAUAA